Messenger RNA from Linum trigynum, 1249 nucleotides. NCBI's taxonomy places the organism in Eukaryota, Viridiplantae, Streptophyta, Magnoliopsida, Malpighiales, Linaceae. The record is from the annotation of a GenBank genome assembly.
CGCUUGCCAAAUCUGCCCUGAUCCCAUCGGCAGCGGCGGCCGCCACUGUCUCGGAAAUUCCGGCUGAAUCUGAUAGAUACGGGCAGAAUUCUAUCGUAUUUGUGUUUAUCUUUAAUCAAUUAUUAUCAGUUUUAGUUUAGGAGUCAUAUUAAUUAUUUAAGUGUUCUCCUUAGUUUUUUUAAGGAGUAAGUUUUUCAGUCCUUGUUGAAUUAGUAAAGGCAUUAAGAUUUCUGAAUUUAGUCAUAAAUUUGUACGUUGUAUUUUAGUUUUCAUUAAGCGAAUAAAAACUCAGAAUAUUGUAUUUUCGUAGGAGAUUUAGGAGUAGAAGACUAGAAGUCUAGAAGUAAACGUAGAUUUUUGUUCUACGUUAAUGCUUGAACUGUGGCAUACAGUAAUACAACCUCUUCGAUCUCCAAAUAUGCAUUCCUUCUGGCUCCGAGCCAAUGCCAUACUGACCUUCUCCAUCACCAUCCUCGCGUUCAUGUGCGCCAUGGCUAGCGUCUCCGACUGCUUCAAUUCUGCCUCCCCUUCCGCCCAAAUCCAGAUAACGAACAUCAACUGGUUUCAGAAACAGCGUAAUGGAAACGAGGAGGUGAGCCUCACGAUGAAUAUAACAGCAGAUCUGCAAUCACUCUUCACGUGGAAUACGAAGCAGGUAUUCGUAUUCGUAGCUGCAGAAUAUAGAACUCCAAAGAACGCGGUGAAUCAGGUGUCACUUUGGGAUGCAAUUAUCCCAGCCAAAGAGCAGGCAAAGUUCCGGGUUCAGACGGUAAACAAGUAUCGAUUCAUCAAUCAGGGAAGCAAUCUCAGGGGUAAGGAUUUAAACCUUACAUUGCAUUGGCAUGUCAUGCCCAAGGCUGGCAUGAUGUUUGCUGACAAAUUAGUCAUCCCAGGAUAUCGUCUCCCGAAAGAGUAUAGAUAAGAGCAAGAGGGGGAAGCCUAUAUAACUUUGAUGUCUGAUUCCAACAUAGCAGAGAAAUCGUGAAACUCAUUGAGUUGUGUUCAUUCAGCACAGUGAUAGUUUUGGUGGUCAGUUUGGCUUUCUGAACUUUGUCACUCUAACCAUGGUAGAUUUGUCCAAAGCAGUAUAUAUCAGUGUGUCGAUUGAGCUAGGAUAAGUUUUGUUAUCCGGAGACAUGUUAGUCUUGGUCGGUAAUGUUGAGAGAGCAAUGUUUUGUAAAAUCGUACUAUAGGUUGUACAUGAAAAGUCAAUGGCAGAAUAUUUUGUGAUUAAAUCGUUGUUUAUUCA